Exophiala dermatitidis NIH/UT8656 is the source of this 696-nucleotide messenger RNA. Its product is annotated as dodecenoyl-CoA delta-isomerase. The record is from RefSeq and is a predicted model, not a curated record. Bases 1 to 696 code for a protein of 231 amino acids. Lineage: Eukaryota; Fungi; Ascomycota; Eurotiomycetes; Chaetothyriales; Herpotrichiellaceae. The transcript has 3 exons.
AUGUUGGCGGCCCUGCAAUGGGCAGUCUCGCACCCUCGAGUCCGAGUCAUUGUUCAAUCCGGGGAAGGGAAAUUCUUCACGGCUGGUCUCGAUUUACUUGACGCAGUCAACGAUGAUCCAAAUACCGUCCUUCCUGAGGAAUCCAUCAGGAAUCUGGACGCAUACCACAAACUCCUCAUAACCACAACGGACAAGAUCUUCAUCGCGGCCGUCAACGGUCCGGGCAUCGGCUACGGCACCAGCAGCAUCGCGCUGUUUGACCUGGUCUACGCCGUGCCGGACGCCUACUUUUUCACACCCUUCGUGAAGUGGGGUUUAUGCGCCGAAGCCUGUUCGAGCUACACCUUCGCCCGCACGCUCGGCCGGCAAAAGGCCUCGGCGCUGAUUUUGGGCGAUGAACGCGUCACCGCAGCCGAACUCGAGCGGGCAGGAUUGAUCACGAAAAUCAUCAACCCCCAAAAUUUCCUGCAGGAUGUCAUGGUUGUUGCGUACAGGAUUGCAAGCCUGCCCCCGAAAAGCUUGAUGGCGAAUAAGGAGCUGAUGACGAAACCGUUCAGAGAGGAUCUAUUAAGGGCCAAUGAGGCGGAGUUGAAGUUACUAACAGAAGCGGCGAGAGGGCAGGAAGCCAGACAGGCCAUCCAGGCGUUGGCGGACGAACAGCAGAGGAAGAAAGCAAAAACAAAGGCGAAGCUGUAG